Messenger RNA from Pyrenophora tritici-repentis Pt-1C-BFP, 1268 nucleotides. Its product is annotated as thiamine biosynthesis protein NMT-1. Gene Ontology annotation, biological process: thiamine biosynthetic process. NCBI's taxonomy places the organism in Eukaryota, Fungi, Ascomycota, Dothideomycetes, Pleosporales, Pleosporaceae. The record is from RefSeq and is a predicted model, not a curated record.
ACUUCUCGUUUCACAACUCUUGAGCCGUUUUAUCAUUCAAGCAUUACAUCCACAUACAAUCCUCCACUUUGGUACGAUGCUAUCAUCGAACCAGCAUUGCAGGGCCUUGCUGGCUUUACCCUUCGCACUCCAGGAUUCCAUCUCGGUCAAGUAGAAGAGAUGCCCAGAAUGGCAUCAUCAGCAUCCGCACACAAGUCAAGAUGUCGACUGACAAGAUCACAUUCUUGACCAAUUGGCACGCUACGCCAUACCACGCCCCUCUGUAUCUCGCACAGAGUCUGGGAUACUUCAAAGACGAAGGCAUCAAGGUUGCUCUCCUGGAGCCCAAUGACCCAAGCGAUGUUACUGAGAUCAUUGGCUCCGGCAAAGUCGAUCUCGGCUUCAAGGCCAUGAUUCACACCCUCGCUGCAGCCGCUCGCGGCUUUCCAGUCCAGUCCAUCGGCUCUCUACUCAACGAGCCUUUCACAGGCGUUGUAUACUUGACCUCUUCUGGGAUCACCCCUGACUUUACUACCCUCAAAGGAAAGAAGAUUGGCUAUGUUGGCGAGUUUGGCAAGAUCCAGUUGGAUGAACUCACUGCGCACUAUGGUAUGUCGCCCGACGACUACCAGGCUGUACGUGUCGGUAUGAACGUUACACGCUCCAUCAUCACCGGAGAGAUUGACGCCGGCAUUGGAUUGGAGAAUGUACAGAUGGUGGAGCUCGAGGAGUGGCUUGUCAGUCAAAACCGCUCGCGCGACGAAGUCAAGAUGUUGCGUAUCGAUGAGCUCGCUCAGCUUGGAUGCUGCUGCUUUUGCAGCAUCUUAUACAUUGGAAACAAUACCUUCAUCGAGAAGAGCCCAGAGAAAGUCCGCGCCUUCCUCCGCGCCUGCAAGCGCGCAACGGACUUCGUUCUUGCUUCUCCCGACGAAGCCUGGGACAUGUUCUGCAACUUCAAGUCUGCCAUGAACACUCCAGUCAACCGCAAGAUCUUCGAGCGCAGCUUUGCGUACUUCAGCCCUGAUUUGCAGAAUGUCAAGCGUGACUGGGAGAAAGUAACGCGUUAUGGCAAGAGGCUUGGUGUGCUGGAUGACGGAUUCACUCCAAACUAUACGAAUGAGUACUUGGCGUGGGGCCUGGAGCAGGAGGCUGAUGAUCCGACAGGCGACCAGAAGAGAAUGGUGGUUUUGCAGGAGGGUGUUAAGCAGCAUGGUGGGUUCAAGCGUCUUGAGACCAUGUCCAGCAAGACUGUCGUUCACCCGGGUGUCAUAAAAUACUGGACAUACUAG